Messenger RNA from Anarrhichthys ocellatus (wolf-eel), 2014 nucleotides. RefSeq names its product amnion associated transmembrane protein (gene amn). NCBI's taxonomy places the organism in Eukaryota, Metazoa, Chordata, Actinopteri, Perciformes, Anarhichadidae. Bases 303 to 1961 code for a protein of 552 amino acids. Gene Ontology annotation, biological process: intracellular protein localization; receptor-mediated endocytosis. The transcript has a single exon. Gene Ontology annotation, cellular component: endocytic vesicle; apical plasma membrane. The record is from RefSeq and is a predicted model, not a curated record.
GACAGAACAUAUUGGAUUAGGAGUUUUAUAUCUAUAACUGGAUUUGAUUUCAUAUUAAUCAAGAGGUAUAUAAUUUCAUUUGCUUCCCUUAAAGGUCUCUGCGUGUCAUGUACAAAACUUACAUAAUACUUUUUUUUUUAUUUUUGUCAUUAGUUUAUCAGCAAAGUUUCCAGGCGGACUCCAGUAACUGAGGGGCAAAAGGAGCUACGAGGACUGUCCAGAAGUUAUCCCUUCAGCAAAUCUUGUCCCUGCAAAAGAAGAAUUGGUGUCGAUGCCUGAUGAGGACCACUGGACUCUAGAAAAUGCAUAGAAAUGUAUUCAUAAGUGUUCAGGAUAUUCUGAUAAUAGACAAACUAAAAAAAAAAAAAAUCUGUUGUUGCAGAUUUGUAAAUCGUUUACAGGUCACCUGCUUGUCCAGGUCGAUGUGGUUCGGAGCUCAUCAACUUUACUGGAAAGCUGUGUGCACUCAUGUGUUAGUCACAAGGUUGGAAACAAAGGUCACCUUAUGUUCUCUCAGUCCAUCACAAAUGUUCAGGAUGCUGAAAACACCGGACAUGCUCCUUCUCUUCUUCUGUCUUGUCGGGGCAGUGGAUGCCCUGCAAAAACAGUGGAUUCCUGACACCAACUAUGAGAAUAAGACCAACUGGGACAAAGGGGCUGUUCCAUGUGGCAACGACAUAGUUCAGUUUCCAGCCCAGAGAAAAGUGUCUGUGUUCGUGGAGACCACGCAUGCUGUGCAGGAGAUGAGGCUGCCAGACGAUGGAGAGCUCAUCCUAAAUUCAGGAGCUGGAUUUUAUGUUGUGAGCGGAAAAGAUCCAGGCUGCGGAGCUGGUGUCACGACCCAGUUCAGGGAUUCAGAGUCUCUUCAGUGGUUCAACCCAGCUCUGUGGCAGGCAGCUGCAACUCUGGAAGACCUGCAGCGUGGAAACUUCUUGUUCUCAGUCCACGAGGAGAGUGUCCCUUGCCAGUAUGAUGAUGUGGUUUUUAAAGCCCGCUCCUCUUUCAGGGUGGACACCAGCUCCAGUCAGUCUAGCAUUCCUGUCAAAUCGGUGUCUGUGCUGGGGAAGAAGUUUGACAGCAGAUCUGAGUUCUCCCAGUAUCUCGGCUCACGUUCAGGCCAGCUGCAGUUUCAAGGAUCCACUGGCGUCACUGUUGGAAACCAAGAGUGUGGGGAUCCUUCUGGCUGCGACUGUGGGAAUUCUGUUAACCAUCAGCGGAUAUGUAACACUGUAACAUGUGGCACUCUGAGCUGUAAGAAGCCUCUCCUCCCUGUAGGACACUGCUGUAAUGUUUGUGGCGCCAUCGUCACCAUUCACUAUGCCGCUGGUUUCAACCUGCAAACUUACAGGGAUCGAAUCCACCACCUAUUUCUUAUCUUGCCAAAAUACAAAUCCAUUCAGCUGGGUAUGUCUAAAGUCUUAAAGUCACAGCGGUUGAUGGGGGUCAUCCCUUUUGGUGCUUCGCCAGAGAUCCAGGUGGUUGUUGUGGAUGGAGAGAAGGGAUCGCAGUCCGAGGGUCUGGCCCGGGACAUACUGAAAGAUGCCCAUUCUCAUGGCUCAAACCUGGGAAUCACUGAGGCUGAAUUUCAAGCCUCCUCUGGGAGCAGCAGUGAUCAGACUGGAGGAAGUGCUGGGAUGGUGGUUGGAGUUGUGUUUGGAGUUUUGAUUAUGAUUACAAUCAUCAUCGUGGUGGUGCUGGUUCGUAAAGGGGUUGUUCAAAUGCCAUUGUCACUGCCGUCACUGCCGUCUCUGAGCAGCUUGAAGAAGAGCGCCGAUGUUGGAGACGUUGGCGGGCCUAUUGACCACGGCUUUGACAAUCCCAUUUUUGACAGGCCCAACAUGCUGCCUGAUAUUCCUGGCGUGUAUACGGCUGAAACAAAGCAUUCUAUCUCCAUGACUCAGACAGGUGUGCACUUUAUAAAUCCACUUUAUGAUGAGAAUGAAACAGAUUUCAAUGCCUGAAUUUUACUGCAGUGGACUUUAAGGAGGUUAAUGCUUUCCAAAGUACUUUUGCA